AUGAUGUUGCUAAAAACUUCGCAAAUAAGUGGUCAGAAUCUGCAGAUACUCAAAUUCUUGUUCUCAAUCCCAAAUGAUCACGUGAAUGAGCACUUUGAUGAUAAGUAUGUUCGUGAAUUCCAUAGAUUGGAUGACUCAAGUGAUAAUUCUGAGGAACUUGUUACUGCUCGGAUCAUCAUAAAGCUAAUAAAACAUGAAUUUGAGAAGUUUAAUUUGAUCAGGGAUCAGUACAUUACUCCCAACAUGGAACGCUUUACUCAAAUUAGGCACUUAUCGCAGGAGUUACACCCUUACUCUGACACUCCCUGUAGUACUCAAGCAGGGUGUGAUAAGCUUGAGAUGCUUAUGAAUUUGUGUUCCUACAUUAGGGGUGGUACUAGCUUUGCCUACGACAUUUUUGCCACCAUGGUCCACGUGCUUGGCAAUAUGCUUUCUGUUCUUUGCGGUUGUAUUUUCGUCGGACCAGCUCAAGUGUGCUUACUCAAAAACUUCCCAUAUACUUGUCGCAUCCCCUACCCUGCUUUUAGUCAAUUGUUUCAAUCUACUUACGGCGUUUGGGAACUGGUUAAAAUUACUACUAACCUUUGUCGUGUUUAUGGAGGUUUCUUUCUUUUAUACUCAAUAUUACUUUAG
Molecule: messenger RNA, 633 nt
Organism: Theileria orientalis strain Shintoku
Lineage: Eukaryota; Apicomplexa; Aconoidasida; Piroplasmida; Theileriidae
Exons: 6
Coding region: 1-633 (210 amino acids)
Source: RefSeq, a predicted model, not a curated record